Mucor mucedo is the source of this 1655-nucleotide messenger RNA. RefSeq lists its product as uncharacterized. The transcript is spliced from 3 exons. Bases 231 to 1619 code for a protein of 462 amino acids. Gene Ontology annotation, biological process: actin cytoskeleton organization. The record is from RefSeq and is a predicted model, not a curated record. Lineage: Eukaryota; Fungi; Mucoromycota; Mucoromycetes; Mucorales; Mucoraceae. Gene Ontology annotation, molecular function: actin binding.
UUUUUUUUUUUUUUCUUUUCUUUUUUAUCUCUUGAUGCGAAAGGAAUAAUAUACCUGCUACAAUCUUUUGUAAAUACAUACGCACAUAUAAAUCACCAAUAACAAACAACCUUUUAUUCUUCUCUUUCUCUUUCCUAAUUCCUACUUUCCUUUUGUAAAUCCUUUUUCUAUCUUUUUCUUAUAAUACAUCCCACAAAAAAAAACUCAAAAAAAAAAAAACUUUAAUCACUAUGGCCACUACAAUUCAACACAACCCAGUCUUAUUACAGCAACAACCAACCGACGAUGAAGAUGUUGCGUUAGCAACCUAUUUAUCUAGCUCGCUAAGAUUUGAUCAACAUCACCAGCCUCAACAACAACAACAACAACAACAACAACAACAAGCACAAGGGCAGUAUAAUAAUGCAGCUCAGUAUUAUCAACAACAAAAGAAGCUGAAUCGACCACGUACAAGAGUUUCGAGUAACACCUCAAGUUCAAGCUCCCAAAUCCAAGUACAAAAAUCCACAUCCACACCAAUCAUCAAUAAUAACCGAACCAGAAAACCUCCACCACCAUCUCCAUCAUCACAAGCAUCAUCCAUUGAUGGUAGACGGCGCAGUGUAAUCACUUUAAAUAGUGAAAGAAGACCCUCCAUAGCCUCCACUACGUCUGCCAUGUCUAUUCAAUCAGACAUGUCAAUGAAUACCAAAUUAUCAUUAACAAAAAAACUUCGCAAAGUAUUCAGUAUGAACAACUUAAAGAACCAACCUCCUACAAGUAAUCUUGGUACUCUGAAUGAAAGAAACGGCUCUAUUACAUCGCUUUCUUCUACCGUUACCGAAUCCGCACCAAAACAAUUAUCGUUUAGACGUCGAUCUAUUGCUUCUCUUUCAAGUCUGUUCCAAAAGGGUGAGACUGCUAGUGUCAAUACACCAUCACCACCAGUGCAGGCACAAGCACAGGCACCAGUGUCAGCACCAGCUGCAGCAAAAAAGAUGACUAAGGAAAGCAAUACGAGACGUCAUUCCUCUGGUGAUUUACGUCAACUUGUAAAAGAAGAAAAUAAAAAAAGACCUGAAUUGCGAGUCGAUGUAAAAAAAGGUGGAUUGAAAGUUCGUUCUGCUUCAAAUAACAGUAGUAGUAGUAACAGUGUCACUCCUGAUUCACCCAAUUCGGUCAUAUCAUCACGUUCUUCAUUUAGUAGAUUACCCCCUCCUCAACAGCAAAGAAAUUUUAUUCAUUUACCAGAAACAGGAUUACCAUCGCCAACGCCUUCUACAUCCUCUUCUUCUAAAGUCAAGACAAUUGAUGAAGACUACAUCAAUAAUAAAAAACCAUCGACGCUUGUAGGUUUCCACUACGGCUUAGGAUUACAUGGCUCUCCCAAAUUAAAACCCGCUUCUUCUUCAACGAGUACACUUGGUAUCGAAACAAGAAGAAUUCAAUUUUGCAGUACCAUUCAAGUUCAUGAAACUUUUGCGCCCGCUGAUUACGAUCGUCGCUGUGAUACUAACUCCACUUGUCAAAAAUUAACUCAUAUUAUGGCAAUGAAAAUCAAGCAAGAAUUGAAUGAAUAUAAAUUAACUGAUAUGGAAGUUCAUGUUGAAAGUAGACAAUAUACUCACUUCUUCUUGUAAUAAACUCUUCUUUUUCUUGUUUUUUUUUUUUACAUA